This is a messenger RNA of Alternaria ventricosa, 837 nucleotides long. RefSeq lists its product as uncharacterized. The transcript has a single exon. The coding region runs from base 1 to 837 and encodes 278 amino acids. NCBI's taxonomy places the organism in Eukaryota, Fungi, Ascomycota, Dothideomycetes, Pleosporales, Pleosporaceae. The record is from RefSeq and is a predicted model, not a curated record.
AUGUCCUCAUUCACAGACGAUCAUUUGGUUUGGGUUCUCAAGAUGCCCGUUGACCCCGCGGACAACGGAGCCAGUCACGAAAACAUUGAGCUAGUGGGUGUGUACAGCAGAUCAGCGAACGACCAAAAGCUUCUACGGAUCGCUCUGCAGAAGCAUUGCGACAAUGACCAGGUUGCGGAAAAAUGGGUUACCCAGCACCUACAACAUAGCAGCAAAUUCACCGAAAAGAACACCGAUCUAGCAGUCAUGAACUCCAAGGAAAGUGUCCACUUUUACAUCAAAUUCAUAAUCGAGGAGAACGCUCCUGUCGCUAAAACAUUGAUGAACUUGUCCGAGGGCGCCUCUGCCACCUUGUACACUGUGAGGACACGAUCUGGCGAUACGCUCGCGGACCCAGACAGCCCCAUGAGGGAUGAUGAUGACGACAACAACGCCGAAGACAAAGACAAUGGCGGCGAAGGCGACGACGAGGAAAUGGUCGACGAUGAGGAAACGGAGGACGACGAAGCAAAGGUUCGAAAAGCCCGUGACGGACGCCGUAUAAUUGAUGGCGAAAAUUUCUAUCAAAUUGUCCAAUCAGGCGAACUUGAGUACUUCAUCGGACAUAAGGUCAGCACUUUCCUCAAUGUGAAGGAUGCAGUCGAAGAGGUCAAGAAGCAGACUAUACCCAACUCUAAGACCCAUGGGUACCGGUAUGGACCCAUUAAUCGGUUCGGAGUCAAUGUCACUGGGAAAUUGGCGGGUGAUGAUACGUUCGAAAGUAUGUCCUGGAUCACGAAGGUGGUUGCGAGUGGGAAUGAGCGAAAGGAUGACUACACUCUCACUUUCGAGGACUGA